This is a messenger RNA of Eubalaena glacialis (North Atlantic right whale), 4445 nucleotides long. RefSeq names its product catenin delta 2 (gene CTNND2). Gene Ontology annotation, cellular component: adherens junction; postsynaptic density; nucleus. Gene Ontology annotation, biological process: cell-cell junction assembly; cell-cell adhesion; dendritic spine morphogenesis. Gene Ontology annotation, molecular function: cadherin binding. NCBI's taxonomy places the organism in Eukaryota, Metazoa, Chordata, Mammalia, Artiodactyla, Balaenidae. Bases 206 to 3967 code for a protein of 1253 amino acids. The transcript is spliced from 23 exons. The record is from RefSeq and is a predicted model, not a curated record.
GGGCGCCGCGCACUGGCGUCGGGAGCCGCCUCUCCCCCGCGGCGCUCGCCCCUGCUCCCGGCCGGCAUCCCUUGUCCCGCGGCCGCGCUCAGACAACAAAAGCGGAAGAUGCUGCAGUUGGGCAAGGUCAGGACCUUGCCCUGAAGCCGGGCGGCGGCGCGCACGCCUUUCCCCGGACUGAGAAGCUGUCGCUGGUGGCGGGUGCAUGUUCGCGAGGAGGCAAUCGGGCGCCGCGCCGUUCGGAGCUAUGCCUGUCCCAGACCAGCCUUCAUCAGCCUCGGAGAAGACCAGCUCCUUGAGCCCUGGCCUCACCACCUCCAAUGGGGAUGGCUCGGAGACAGAAACCACGUCUGCCAUCCUCGCCUCGGUCAAAGAACAGGAAUUACAGUUUGAAAGGCUGACCCGAGAGCUAGAGGCAGAACGCCAGAUCGUCGCCAGCCAACUGGAGCAAUGCAAGCUUGGAUCCGAGACGGGCAGCAUGAGCAGUGUCAGUUCAGCAGAAGAGCAGUUUCACUGGCAGUCACAAGAUGGUCAAAAAGAUAUCGAAGAUGAGCUCACAACAGGUCUUGAAUUGGUGGACUCCUGUAUUAGAUCACUGCAGGAAUCAGGAAUACUUGACCCACAAGACUAUUCAACAAGUGAAAGGCCCAGCCUGCUCUCCCAGAGUGCACUCCAGCUCAAUUCCAAACCUGAAGGGUCCUUCCAGUAUCCAGCCAGCUACCAUAGCAACCAGACCUUGGCCCUGGGUGAGACAGCCCCGUCGCAGCUCCCUGCCCGCAGCGCACAAGCCCGAGGUGCAGGCCAGAGUUUCAGCCAGGGCACCACGAGCCGCGCGGGGCACCUGGCGGGGCCCGAGCCCGCGCCGCCGCCGCCGCCGCCGCCGCCGCCGCUGCGGGAGCCGUUCGCGCCCAGCCUGGGCAGCGCCUUCCACCUGCCCGACGCGCCGCCCGCCGCCGCCGCCGCCGCCGCGCUCUACUACUCGAGCUCCACGCUGCCCGCGCCCCCGCGCGGGGGCUCCCCGCUGGCCGCGCCCCAGGGCGGCUCGCCCACCAAGCUGCAGCGCGGAGGCUCGGCCCCCGAGGGCGCCUCCUACGCCGCGCCGCGCGGCUCCUCGCCCAAGCAGUCGCCCAGCCGCCUGGCCAAGUCCUACAGCACCAGCUCGCCCAUCAACAUCGUCGUGUCCUCGGCCGGCCUGUCCCCGAUCCGCGUGACCUCGCCCCCCACCGUGCAGUCCACCCUCUCCUCCUCGCCCAUCCACCAGCUGAGCUCCACCAUCGGCACGUACGCCACCCUGUCGCCCACCAAGCGUCUGGUCCACGCGUCCGAGCCGUACGGCAAGCCCUCGCAGGAGCUGUAUGCCACGGCCACGCUCCAGAGGCCGGGCAGCCUGGCAGCUGGGUCCCGGGCCUCAUACAGCAGCCAGCACGGCCACCUGGGCCCGGAGCUGCGGGCCCUGCAGUCCCCAGAGCACCACAUAGACCCCAUCUAUGAAGACCGCGUCUAUCAGAAGCCCCCCAUGAGGAGUCUCAGCCAGAGCCAGGGGGACCCUCUGCCGCCAGCACACACGGGCACGUACCGCACGAGCACAGCCCCGUCUUCCCCCGGUGUCGACUCCGUCCCCUUGCAGCGCACAGGCAGCCAGCAUGGCCCGCAGAGCGCUGCCGUGGCCACCUUCCAGAGGGCCAGCUACGCCGCCGGCCCAGCCUCCAGCUACGCGGACCCCUACCGGCAGCUGCAGUAUUGUCCUUCCGUCGAGUCUCCGUACAGCAAAUCCGGCCCUGCCCUCCCUCCCGAAGGCACCUUGGCCAGAUCCCCGUCCAUCGAUAGCAUUCAGAAAGAUCCCAGAGAAUUUGGAUGGAGAGACCCGGAACUGCCUGAAGUGAUUCAGAUGUUGCAACAUCAGUUUCCUUCGGUCCAGUCUAAUGCUGCAGCCUAUUUACAGCACCUCUGCUUUGGAGACAAUAAAAUUAAAGCCGAGAUAAGGAGACAAGGAGGUAUUCAGCUCCUGGUGGACCUGCUGGACCACCGGAUGACGGAAGUCCACCGUAGUGCCUGUGGGGCGUUGAGAAACUUGGUGUAUGGGAAAGCCAACGAUGACAACAAAAUCGCCCUGAAGAACUGUGGCGGCAUCCCGGCACUGGUCAGGUUGCUCCGCAAGACCACCGACUUGGAGAUCCGGGAGCUGGUCACAGGAGUCCUUUGGAACCUUUCGUCUUGCGAUGCACUCAAAAUGCCGAUCAUACAGGACACCCUGGCCGUGUUGACCAAUGCCGUGAUCAUCCCCCACUCGGGCUGGGAAAAUUCACCUCUUCAGGACGAUCGGAAAAUACAGCUGCAUUCCUCACAGGUGCUGCGAAAUGCCACUGGAUGCCUAAGGAAUGUUAGUUCAGCCGGAGAGGAGGCCCGCAGGAGGAUGCGGGAAUGUGAUGGGCUCACGGAUGCGCUGCUCUACGUGAUUCAGUCUGCGCUGGGGAGCAGCGAGAUCGAUAGCAAGACCGUUGAAAACUGUGUGUGCAUUUUAAGGAACCUUUCGUACCGGCUGGCAGCAGAAACGUCUCAGGGACAGCACCUGGGCACAGAUGAGCUGGACGGGUUGCUCUGCGGUGAGGCCAAUGGCAAAGAUGCAGAGAGCUCCGGGUGCUGGGGCAAGAAGAAGAAGAAAAAGAAAUCUCAAGAUCAGUGGGAUGGAGUAGGACCUCUUCCAGACUGUGCAGAACCACCAAAAGGGAUCCAGAUGCUGUGGCACCCAUCCAUAGUCAAACCCUACCUCACACUGCUCUCUGAGUGCUCAAAUGCAGACACGCUGGAAGGGGCGGCAGGCGCCCUGCAGAACUUGGCUGCAGGGAGCUGGAAGGGCUGGGCUGAGGAUGUGGCAGGCAUGGCAUAUGCCCUACGUUCACUGCCAGAGGGGGCUCCCUGCCUGCCACAGUGGUCGGUGUAUAUCCGAGCUGCUGUCCGGAAAGAGAAAGGCCUGCCCAUCCUUGUGGAGCUGCUGCGGAUAGACAAUGACCGAGUGGUGUGUGCAGUGGCCACGGCACUCCGGAACAUGGCCUUGGACGUCAGGAAUAAGGAGCUCAUUGGCAAAUACGCCAUGCGAGACCUGGUCCAUCGGCUUCCAGGCGGGAAUAACAGCAGCAACGUGGCGAGCAAGGCCAUGUCGGAUGACACGGUGACAGCCGUGUGCUGCACCCUGCACGAGGUGAUCACCAAGAACAUGGAGAAUGCCAAGGCCUUACGGGACGCCGGCGGCAUCGAGAAGUUGGUCGGCAUCUCCAAAAGCAAAGGAGACAAACACUCUCCGAAGGUAAUCAAGGCCGCAUCUCAGGUUCUGAACAGCAUGUGGCAGUACCGAGAUCUGAGGAGUCUCUACAAAAAGGAUGGAUGGUCACAAUAUCACUUUGUAGCCUCAUCUUCAACCAUCGAGAGGGAUCGGCAAAGACCCUACUCCUCCUCCCGCACACCCUCCAUCUCCCCUGUGCGCGUGUCUCCCAACAACCGCUCAGCAAGUGCCCCAGCUUCACCUCGAGAAAUGAUCAGCCUCAAAGAAAGGAAAACAGACUAUGAGUCCACUGGCAGCAACGCCACUUACCACGGAACUAAAGGAGAACACACUUCCAGGAAAGACACCAUGACAGCUCAAAAUACUGGAAUUUCAACUUUGUAUAGGAAUUCAUAUGGUGCGCCCGCUGAAGACAUCAAACAUAACCAGGUUUCAGCACAGCCAGUCCCACAGGAGCCCAGCAGAAAAGACUACGAGACCUACCAGCCGUUUCCGAAUUCCACGAGAAACUACGACGAGUCCUUCUUCGAGGACCAGGUCCACCACCGCCCUCCGGCCAGCGAGUACAUGCACCUGGGACUCAAGUCCACGGGCAACUACGUCGACUUCUACUCCGCUGCCCGUCCCUACAGUGAACUGAACUAUGAAACGAGCCACUACCCCGCGUCCCCCGACUCCUGGGUGUGAGGCAGCCAGCACCGGGAACAGUGCAUGUGCAUGCAGACCACAGACGUUGCUAUUUUUCUUUUCCCCUGCAAAUUUAGUUUGUUAAAGCCUGUUCCAUAGGAAGGCUGGGAUAACCAGUAAGGAAACAUUAAGAGCUAUCUUAGAAAGCUAAAUGAAUCGAACGUUAACUUGAAAGUCAAUAGGAAGUGAUCCUCAGUCUGACCUCGUACAGCACCUUUCUAGUGCGGGCUGGAGAGUCUAAAAAGUGCUUUCCACUGAAUGUGGCUGAAGGCAGCACAGAAGGCGGUCGGGGUGACGGUUGUAAGCACAGAGGCGCGUGGUUCACACGCUUCAGAGGGACGGCUUCUCACGCUUUGUUUACUCUCUUCAUCUGUUGUGAUUCUAGGCUUCGAGUUGCACUGGGGUUCCUCUGUACAGCAAGAUGUUUCUUGCCCUUUGUUAAUGCAUUGUUGUAAAGUAUUUGAUGUACAUUACAGAU